This is a messenger RNA of Rhizopus microsporus ATCC 52813, 508 nucleotides long. RefSeq lists its product as uncharacterized. The coding region runs from base 77 to 307 and encodes 76 amino acids. The record is from RefSeq and is a predicted model, not a curated record. The transcript has 5 exons. NCBI's taxonomy places the organism in Eukaryota, Fungi, Mucoromycota, Mucoromycetes, Mucorales, Rhizopodaceae.
GGGGCGAACACACUUUUCCUAGGCGCUCUAUUUCUUGGAAAAUUUGCUUUGUUCUUACAUUUGUUAAACAUUAGACAUGGGUGCUGUUCGUCGUUAUCCAUACCCUAAGGAAGUCUGGUCCCCUGCUGGUGGAUGGUGGUCAAGACCACACAACUGGAAAUCCAACACAAUCGUUGCUGCCAUUGGUAUGACUGCUGCUCUUGCUGUAGUUUGGAAAGUUUCUGCCGAAAAAGAAGUUCGUUAUCAAGAACCCAAGCGUUGGAUUCCUUCAAUGAUGUGGGCUAAACAAUACAAAGACAGAGAAUAAAAACGAUUUUUUAAUACAACAAAAAGAUGAUAAAGAAAUAAAUGACACACACACACAAAAGAAAUAUGUAGAAUAUAGACAAGAUAUUAUUACUAUAAUUCUUUAUGAAUGAUUGUCGCUUGUUCCAUGAUUUGCAUUCUGUUGUACUGAUCACAUCAACCACUACUGUUGUUGUUGCAGCAUCCACGUAAAUACUCCACG